CCGCUCGUCCGCUACGUCGUCGCACACCCGGUCAAGACCGCGUUCCACAUCUCCAGUUUUGUCAUCUUGCUCAUCCCCGGCUCGGUCGCGGCACCUGUGCUCGGCAUGCUUGGCUGGACGGCUGGCGGAAUCCGAGCUGCUUCAUUCGCGAGCGCACUGCAGUCGGGCAUGGGGGCAGUGCAAGCGGGCGGCGUGUUCGCGACGCUCCAAAGCGCGGCCAUGGGCGGGUAUGGCGCCGCUGCGGUGGCGGGGACUGUCCAGGCGGCGGUGGUGGCGGCGGAGGGUGCGGCU
Mytilinidion resinicola is the source of this 291-nucleotide messenger RNA. RefSeq lists its product as uncharacterized. Lineage: Eukaryota; Fungi; Ascomycota; Dothideomycetes; Mytilinidiales; Mytilinidiaceae. Gene Ontology annotation, cellular component: membrane. The transcript has 2 exons. The annotation marks the transcript as partial. The record is from RefSeq and is a predicted model, not a curated record.